CAGCAGGUGUUGCUGACUCAACAUGCAGAGAGUGCUGUGUCGAGUGAGAAUACAUGUAGUCCUGGGGAGAGCGAAUAAACAGGAUAAUACACGAAGUUCCUGGAGAAGAGUGAACACUGAAUAAUACGCAGGGAGCCUUGGGAAGAGUGAACACUGGAUAAUACGCAGGGAGCUUUGGGAAGAGUGAACACUGGAUAAUAGGCAGGGAGCCUUGGGAAGAGUGAACACUGGAUAAUACGCAGGGAGCUUUGGGAAGAGUGAACACCGGAUAAUCCGCAGGGAGCCUUGAGGAGAGUGAACACUAAAUAAUACGCAGGGAGAAUUGGGAAGAGUGAACACAAGAUAACACACGAGGUUCCUUGAAAACGAUUGAACACCCACAAUAAAGUUGCAAACGACUGAACACGGAUGUCUGUGUACUAUUGAACACAUAAAUAGUGAAAUUAACUACACAGAACUGUGUUCAGUGAGCAUAAAUCUCCACCAUGAAGAUCUCAGUAAUAUUCUUAUCAAUUAUAUUUCUGGCUCUUUCAAGUGCUGUUGAUGGGUCUACAGGUGCUGUUGAUGGGUCUACGAGUGCUGUUGGUGGGUCCACAGGUGCAGUUUCCAGCAGGCGACGAGCUUCUCCACAGGUGUUGACCAGCCCAGGCCACUUCCAAGGUCACCCAGGCGACUCCAUCGCAUUGCCUUGCUCCAUCAAGAAUGUCGGAUCCAGACGAGUGAACUGGGUGAAGGGUACCUCAGCCUCCGGCCGGAGGCCCAUUAUGCAGGUGAAAAAGGCAAGAAGAAAGUUCAUUAUUCCCAAGCCAUACCGACGGAUCAUCCGCGAGGGCAAGCUAGGCACUGCAGGCACUGACCUUGUCAUCCACCACCUGACACCAGAAGACACUGACAGCUACACUUGCAGUAUAGCUCGACACAGAGUCACUCACACCCUCCAGGUCUUAGAGGCUGAGAGUGUCGUAGAGGAGCCAUCACCUUACAUCAUGGUAGUGUACGACCCGCCCACCAUGAGGGCGUAUGUAGUCGAGGGCGAAACGACCACUCUCUCCUGCGAAGCUAAUGGACACCCCGCCCCUACCGUCCUCUGGCGUCGUCAGAACGAGGAACAGGUGCUGAGUGAGGGCCCGACGCUACACCUGGUCAACAUCAGAAGGGAAGACGCUGGCUACUACUUCUGCUCUGCUUCUAAUGGUGUCCUGGAUCCCCAGGAGCGAGCCUUUUACCUCCAGGUCAAGUUGUCAGCAGAUGUGUGGGUGGAGGCUGAGGUCAGCAAGGUGGUAGUAGCCAGUGAGGAGCCGAGAGCCCUGCUGACCUGCCAGAUCAAAGGUCAUCCCAAGCCCAAGGUAACCUGGUACACGGACGAGGGACCUGUAUAUAACGAUACAGGGCAUUACUUCUUCUCCAAGGACGACCUCUACUACCUCCAGCUGGAAAACAUGACACCUUUAGCUCUAGGGGACUAUAAGUGCCGGGCUCACAACGAGGCAGGGGAAGACAGUGCCACCAUCACCGUAGAGGCCACCCCUGGCCCCGUCCAGGUGCUGGAGGCCUCCCCUACAUCCACCUAUGGCCUCUACAACAUCACUUGGGAGGUAGAGAGCCUAGCGCCUGUAGAUUACUACUUCGUCUCCUACAAUCAGGAAGGCAGUAGUGAGGUGGAAAGAAGGACUGUGAGCUCCACACCACAGAUAAACAGAAGUGGUACCCACUACACAGAGAGCACCCUGGUGGACCUCACCCCAGGGAUCACGUACCACCUGACGGUGCGGGCCGUGGCCAAAGGGCAUCUUCCAGGUCUUCCUAUGGAGGAAAAUUUCUUCUUUACAGCCUCUGAUCCAGCUUCCGCCCAUGAAAUGAGUGACGGGACCUGGAAUUUGUUGAAGUCAGCACUUACCGUCAUCUCCCGUCUACCGAAAGUAGUUAGGGACAUGCAGUAGGUGAACAGAUCCUCAUCGAGUGGUUCAACAGGGAUACCUGUGACUAGCUUCCAGGUUGUUUCUGCUGUUGACUGCCUGUUCAACGAGGCUGUUGCUGUUGGCGACCUGCCGGCACCCAUCUAACGACAGGUUAUUUAAGAGCCGAAUUUGGCAUUAUGGGCGGUGGCACUGUAAUUGGUGCAGUGUAGCACAUUGUAUUUGGGUGUGACACUGCAUCUUGGGGUGGCACUGUACCUGGGGUGGCACCGUACCUUGCUGUCUACUUUGCUAUCCUGUCUACUGUCGACAGUUGAUGAAUUAGACACACGUAGAACACUUGGUUAACUUUACUGGCUUCAUCAGUCCUAAACAAAGAAGAAUGGGGAAGAUCGGAAGGAGUUUGAGGUAAUCGGUUGUGUUUGCGGGGUUAAGGUUCAGCUCUUGGCCCAGCCUUUUAACCUUAAAAACUUGUUGGUUUGUAGUGGUUGCUGGUCCUUCUGGGCCCUAUCGUACGUAUCCUUCAAGCUGUGUAUGAAAUAUGUGCCCUCAUGGGCUCCACUUUUUGUAAAUUAAAAAAUACCUUUUAUAUUUACAUGAGAUUUACAUAAUAUAUUUACAUGAAAUUUACAUUAUAUAUUUACAUUAGAUUUACAUAAAUAUAUUUCGAUGAGAUUUACAUAAAUAUAUUUCGAUGAGAUUUACAUAAAUAUAAAUGCAUGAGAUGUACAUAUAUUUACAUAAGAUUUACAUAUAUUUACAAGAAAUUUACAAAUUUACAUGAGAUUUGCAUAAAUAUAUUUAAAAAAAAUAUUAUAAUUAUUAAUAGUGUGUGAGUCUAGAAAAUAGGAUAGGAAUUAAAUAGAAAAAAUCCAUUUUUUGGCACUUUUUUUUAAUCAUAUCAGGAUAAAUUUUGAGCUAUGGUGCCA
Molecule: messenger RNA, 2845 nt
Organism: Cherax quadricarinatus
Lineage: Eukaryota; Metazoa; Arthropoda; Malacostraca; Decapoda; Parastacidae
Source: RefSeq, a predicted model, not a curated record